CCCAGCUCCAGUACGGGAUAAACCACACGACCAUCCAGACCAGCUCCAACACUCGGCAUACAGGCCGGCCGGAGACACAGAGGAAGAUGAUGAUGAUGAUGAUGCAGUCAGGCCUGGAUGACGUGACUAAGCAGAGGAUGUUGCAGGCUCAGGCUCUGUGUAAGGAGGCCAGGGGAGAGGGUCUGAACCUCGGGAAGAAGAUCAGCAUCCCAAAGGACGUGAUGAUGGAGGAGCUCAACCUGCCAUCUAAUCGAGGCUCUCGCAUGUUUCAGGAGAGACAGAAGAGGGUGGAGAGGUUCACACUGGAGAACAUCGCUAACGACGCCUACAACACCAACACUGUCCAUCCAGAGGCCUUUCUUCCCCCACACAUCUUCGCUCAGCCACAGGGAGAAAAAGAGAACCAGGCUUUCUCCAUCCCUGGUAAGCAUAGCCUGGUCAUGAACCUCCAGAAGACUGUAGCAAAGAAGGGCAGUCCAGAUGUGCUCGCUCCAGGAUAUUCUGGCCCCCUGAAGGAUAUUCCUCAUGAGAAAUUCAACACAACAGUCAUCCCCAAAUCCUACAGCUCCCCAUGGAGCCAAUCCUUGGGAGACAACAUAGAGCUCCUGGAAGCCCUCCGCACCCAGCUGCCCCAGCUCCCACAAAGACAACAGCCUUCCAACUACAGGAGCUUCAACAGGUCUGCCAUGCCAUUCUGCGGAGCUGCGGUCAGCGAGAGGGUGAUCCCAGCGAUUGGCUUUGAGGCAGUGGAAUCCCAGAAGCUGCCCGACAUCGCUCUGGGCCGCAUGUGUCCACGGACCAACUUCAACAGAGCACCCAGGGGAUGGGGUAUUGAUUACAACCCUGAAUCUAAUGAACUAUGAAAAGGGGGCUGAUCCACUAAAGAACCGACCCUAUGCUCGCUGCUCUCUUCCAACAAAGAUAAUCCCUCUGCAGAAAGGAGAGAAAACCACUCCUGCAUGAUAGUUAAAGUGGUUUGCUACUGCUGAGAGGUUUGACCAGAUGAGCUAAACUCCAAAGACUGCUGAAUCAUUUCAUUAGCGCAGUAGAGGCCAACACAGUGCUGUCACAGGUUGAACAGCUUGGUUUCCUUGUUAUCCGUAGCAGUACCUGAUCCCGUCAAUGUCAAUACCUGACACCCUUCUCUUCCAACUCCCAGUCUUCAUCUGAUAAGUGUCACACUGACUUUACAUCUUUCCCCCAUUUGUCUCCUGUUAUGUGUGAGAGCAAUAGGAGAUAACCCUGCCCUUAAACAACACAAUUAGUAAUGACAAAUAUGUACGCUGCAAUGAUCAAUGACAAAAUUGCAUCAUUUUAAUGAUGAGUAAAAAGAACAUUCAAAGAAAGCCUUACAAUAAACAAAGUCAUUAUGCUGUAGGAUAUUAAGAUUGUGCCAAAUAAAAAAGAAACUGAAAAUGAACAAGUUUAAAAA
Molecule: messenger RNA, 1432 nt
Organism: Anarrhichthys ocellatus (wolf-eel)
Lineage: Eukaryota; Metazoa; Chordata; Actinopteri; Perciformes; Anarhichadidae
Product: myozenin-2
Exons: 6
Coding region: 87-863 (258 amino acids)
Cellular component (GO): actin cytoskeleton; Z disc
Molecular function (GO): telethonin binding; FATZ binding; actin binding
Source: RefSeq, a predicted model, not a curated record